GUUGAGGGUGUCUUUCGAUGUGGGAGUGAGAUUUGGCGCCUCAGUUGCUAAAGCAAUAUCCUUGUGUUUGUUGAAAGCCUACAAAAUAACGUGGAGUCAUAUACUCUUCUCUUAAAUUACGUAAUUCCAAAACCCAUUUUUCUUUGCCUUUUCAAUUCUCACCUAAAAAAAGGAAAAAGGGGUUGAGAAUUUCCCUAUCCUUUUUUCUUAUUUCACCUCUAUUUGUACUGCUUCAACUGUUGAAUCUUUAAUCCUUCAAGUCUAAGUCUCCCAGGUGGAAAUCAUGCUUUCAAUUGGUUGGUGGGUUUGUUUCGCUUUAUUGGUGAUGUGGGAUGAACACUGAGUUGCAGAUAUUUUCUAUUCAAUUUAGGAUGUGAGAGAAAAUUGAGCAAAAGGGAUGAAUAGAUGAUGCUCAGAAAUGUUAGUCAAAAACUUUUGUUGUUCUAUUGAUUCAAGUUUGUGGAGUUCAAAAUUGAAAUGAAGCUUUCGAUGGAUUGCCAUUCAAAUGAUGUAAAGGCCAACGCCGGCAGGAAUCAGAGCAAUGAAGGCGACCUUGAGAAGCAGAGAGUUGCUCAGCCAUCAUCAUCAUUAGAGCUCUCUACCAGAGAUGGUGAUGAUAAUACACCAUUAACCAUUGUUGUUUCUACAGGGGAGUCUAAACCAACCUCUGAGGUUCCUGGUCCUGGGACUCUUUGCUCUCAAGAAGAAGGGUCAUUGGCUUGUGCAGUUUCCCCAAAAAAGGAGUUCUCAUCUACUGCUUCUAGUUCUGAUGAGCAGUGCAGAAUAUGUCAGCAAGAGAAGGAGGAAGUCUUGAUAGAACUUGGAUGUCAUUGUCGAGGCGGUCUCGCAAAAGCUCAUCGGACUUGCAUAGAUACUUGGUUUCGUACUAAAGGAUCAAACAGAUGUGAGAUAUGCCAGGUUGUAGCGGCAAAUGUAUCACCUCCACAGUCACAUCAUGGUACCAACUACUGGAUUUGGAGGAUUGAUCCAACCUAUAGAACUCAAGAUCCCCAAAGGUACUGCUUCAGUCCACUUUGGUUGGCUUUUGCCAUUCUCAUAGGAGGUCUCCUACUAGAUAUUCUUAUAUCAAUCACCCUCGGUGUUUCCGCAUUGCCUGUAAAUAUCAUCAUCGGAGUUAUUGUGGUGCUUGGACUUGGAACUGUGUUUCGACUUGCCUUGGAGUUCUUUCAGGAGUGGAAUUCAGCAAGAGUAUCACAAAGGGUGGAAUCAAAUGUCACUAUUGGGUACUUUCCAGCUAUAUAGUCUUCGAAUGUUUGCUUAUAAAAGAAGAGAAAGGAAACGUUAUAUAAAUAAAGUGAAAAUAUGUCUUAUUCUUGUUUUUUUCUUCCUACAUGUAUUGGCCUCUUGAUCAAACAUAUUAGUUAAACUUACUGUGUAAAUUUGACAGUAAAUCAGUAAAUAUGUUUAGUGAAA
Molecule: messenger RNA, 1434 nt
Organism: Cucumis melo (muskmelon)
Lineage: Eukaryota; Viridiplantae; Streptophyta; Magnoliopsida; Cucurbitales; Cucurbitaceae
Exons: 7
Coding region: 478-1263 (261 amino acids)
Molecular function (GO): zinc ion binding
Source: RefSeq, a predicted model, not a curated record